AGAAAAAAAAUAUUGCAAGUUUUCGAUCAUCUCGUCUCCAAGUAUGCAUUCAAGUGGACAAUACAUUUAUGAACGUCAAUGUGGCAAAUGCCUAUAUAUGCCCAUACUAUCUAGAUUCACACAUUGAUACACAUAAUUAUCAAUAUGGGAAUAGAACACUUUGUGCCUAAAAUUGUCACUCUCUUUCUCGUCAUCACCUUUCAUUGCUCCUCUCCAUUUGCUGCACCAUCUUCUUCCUUUUGUGACAUCACUCCCUUCCCUGACUUGUGCAAAUAUUUUCUUCCUCAAAAUAAGUCUACAAACAUACAUGACCAUGUAAGGCUGUCCAUCCAUCUUUCAUCAUCAGCAACUACACAAUUUCUUGAUUCAAUCAACGGUUACUUAAACUCAAAAAAUACAUCAUCUCAAAGUAGCAUAUUUGUCCUCCAAGAUUGUCAAUUGCUUAUUGGCCUAAAUUUGGAUUUCUUAUCCAAUGUCGCGGCUACUAUUAGCCAACCUGGAAAUACUCUUCAGGGUUCAAAAUUUGAUGAUGUGGAAACCUUGCUUAGUGCAUCUAUAACAAAUCAACAAACCUGCUUGGAUAGCCUUCAAAUCACUCCUUCAGCUGCAGACAUUGCGAGUCAGAUUUUUCCUACACUCGCUAAUGGCAGCAUGAUGUAUAGCGUGUCUCUCGCCCUUUUUAAGUAUGGCUGGCUUCCUAAUUCACCAACAAGAGGUGGACGAAAGCUGUUGCAAAUUAGUGGAAUUAGUUCUGUAAACGUGACACAAAUGGUAGUGGUAAAUCCAGAUGGAUCUGGGAAUUACACAACCAUCAAUGAUGCCAUUGCAGCUGCGCCAAAUAAUACGAAAGCAGGAAACGGGUAUUACAAGAUAUAUGUGGUUGCUGGUGUGUACCAAGAGUAUGUCUCUAUUGCCAGUAACAAGAAGUAUUUGAUGAUGGUUGGUGAUGGCAUUAAUAAGACUAUUAUCACUGGUAAUCACAGCGUAGUUGAUGGAUGGACAACCUUCAACUCUGCCACAUUCGCUGUGGUUGGGGAAGGAUUUCUGGCAAUGAACAUUACCUUUCAGAACACAGCAGGAGCAAUAAAGCAUCAAGCAGUGGCAGUUCGAAAUGGUGCUGAUCUCUCUACAUUUUACAGUUGCAGCUUUGAAGGGUAUCAAGACACUUUGUACACGCAUUCUAUGAGACAAUUCUACAGGGAAUGUGAUAUAUACGGGACGGUCGAUUUCAUUUUCGGAAAUGCUGCUGUAGUUUUCCAGAACUGUAACAUAUAUCCACGCCUUCCAUUACAAGGCCAGUUUAAUCCAAUAACUGCACAGGGCAGAACUGACAUAAACCAGAAUACAGGCACAUCCAUUCACAAUUGCACCAUAAAAGCUGCCCCUGAUCUGGCCUCGAGCAAUGGCACUACACAGACAUAUUUAGGCCGGCCGUGGAAGGAGUAUUCAAGAACAGUUUAUAUGCAAUCCUUCAUGGAUAGCCUGAUAAAUCCUGCUGGUUGGGCAGCUUGGUCUGGAGAUUUCGCGCUAAGUACGUUAUAUUAUGCUGAAUAUAACAACACAGGCCCUGGAUCCAAUACGAGCAGCAGGGUAACUUGGCCUGGUUAUCAUGUGAUUAACAGCACAGAUGCUAUCAGUUUUACAGUUUCCAAUUUCAUAGCAGGGAACUUUUGGCUGCCUGCCACUGGAGUCCCUUAUACUGGUGAUUUACUUUAAGCAGCAAUGCUUGCGAUUCUAUUUUGUUUGUUCUGUUUAUGAAUAUGGACGCACCAUCUGAAUCUUUUGUUAGUAAAUAAUAAACAAAAACGGGCUUUGAGGCGUGAAAAUUAACUGUCCUUAAAGAGUUAUCGCCUGUAUACUAAUUUAGGAAAAUACAAAACGAUUCUCUUCAGGAUACAACAAAGCAUGCAAUAAUACUUGUGAUUUUUUAUUCCA
This is a messenger RNA of Nicotiana attenuata, 1935 nucleotides long. Its product is annotated as probable pectinesterase/pectinesterase inhibitor 41. NCBI's taxonomy places the organism in Eukaryota, Viridiplantae, Streptophyta, Magnoliopsida, Solanales, Solanaceae. The transcript is spliced from 2 exons. Gene Ontology annotation, molecular function: pectinesterase inhibitor activity; pectinesterase activity. Gene Ontology annotation, biological process: cell wall modification. The record is from RefSeq and is a predicted model, not a curated record. Bases 145 to 1716 code for a protein of 523 amino acids.